AUGCAGCUGGCCCUCUUCCUUGGUUGCAGAGCCUUGUGCCACCCACCAAUUGUAGAUCCCACACUCAUAUAUGUCGAGUCCUCCCCCCAGAACAGCCCGUUCCCUUCUGUUUGUCUGAAUUUCCCUUGCGUCCGCGCUCCACCAUGAUGCUAUCUAGACCGGGAGUUAGUAUUCGGAGGUUCAUAUCACAGAGACGAGUUCAAGAUGAAUAUGAUGACGGGGUUACUAUUGGAACCGACAGGCUGGGUAACAAAGCGGGACGGAAAGACGCCGGCACGCCUAAGAGGCGGCCCUAUAGUAAGAAACGACCGCCGCCGCCGAUUAUAGUUAGCAGGGAACAAAGUAUUCAUGACAUACUGGACCCUUUACCACCACUUCCAUCACACGAAACGCCACGUUCUUCAGCUAGUUCAUUGAAUAGCAGCGACCGACACAACGACUAUAACUUAUCACAAUCAUUCGAUUCAAAGAGGUCAAAGUCGCCGCUUUGUUCCAUAUCCUCAAAGGAGGAUUACAGCAGGGAGUCUCUCCAACUCUCUAGCGCCACGAGCUACGGAGGCGAUGACUUCCCACCCAAACCUCCACCCAAGGGUCACGGAAGGUCUUCAGAAUCUCUGAGGCGCCAGAUUGAUUUGCCAGGUUCGAAUUUUGAUCUGACGGAAGCUUUAUCUUACCAAUCGGAGGACAAAGCACCGACAUCAAAGCAGCGCCUGCGACAAUCUGAAUCAUUGUCGAGUAUCUCGGAUAACAUUCAACAACUCAUUCAAGAGGCAGAUGAGGCAUUCAGGACCAUCAGCGCUCUCACCGAAGUACGAAUUGCGGGAAAUACCAAUACAACAAAUAACACAAAUAACGCACGUAACACACACAAAGAAUUACCGCGAAUACCUACACCUGAUCAAUCGCCAAUAUUGAAGCCGGCAACGCCUGUCCCUCAAAAUCGAGUACAGAACCCGCCACUACAAGUUGUCACUUCGCCGCUUCAAUCGCCUAGACGAACAUCAACCGCGACUGCCGGAGUGAAGAGGAAGAAGUCUAAGAAGUCAAAGACGAGGUCAAUGCGGCCGAGCCGGAAACCUGGUGCCGCCAAGUCGGCGGCGAAAAGUGGACCAGGAUGGGCAUUAUCGGAUAAUGUGACGGAGCUGUUCAGCGGGAAAUUCUUCCGAAGGGUCGAGGUGGAUGAAAUGCUUACGCCGAGCCAGUUAGAAGCGUACAGACUGCGUAGGAUGUCGAUAAUGCAGUCGGAGAAGUCGACCGAGACUCUUGACACCGAAUCGAGCGAUACGCCGAUUGAGCCAUUUCACCUCGACGACCUUCCCUCUCGCAUCAAGUCUGCCAGCGUGGAACUCGACGUCGAGACUCCGACUGCGGAGAGACCUAACCCACCAGGUCUCGAAGCCGUCGUACGCCGAGACUUUGCGCUGGAAGGUCACAAUGAGAACCAGAAUUCCAACAUGUCGGCGGCGUCUCGGACGGAUAUUGGAGAAGAGCCGAUGGAAUACAAAGAUGCAAUUUUCCCUACGCCACCGCUGAGACAUUCCGCACGGUUUACUAGGAGAAGUCAGGGGACCUUGCCUAGUAUACCGGAGUCCUCAGCUGUCACAACACCCAAAAACGACCUUUAUAGCCCGGGUCUAGGGAAUUCACGAGAUCUUGUAGCCGAUUCAAAUUACGUUUUCCUUCAAUCGUCACCAUGCUCCAUGACCAGUCCCAUUUUCCGACACGGGCCAAUCCGAUUAGCAAAAAGCGAUCUGAUAGCAGACAUGAAAGUCGGAGCGGACGAAGGACUGGACUGGACAGCGUUUCAAAUGGCUAUUUCCGGAGGAGCCGGAGAUUGGUUCUCUGAAAGCGACGACACGAUUCGCCGCAGAGAGGCGGAGGAGGUCCAAGAAUUGGUCGAAUGGUUUGAUUCGUGGAACUUUAGCCGUCCCGGAGGCCUCGUAAAGGACUACGAAAUUCCCAGUCCCACGAGUACGACAUCGGGUGAGGACUACUCAGACGUGUCAUACAGUGAAAUCGAGAGGGACAACCCGUACAGUCCGCACCACCGGUGGCAGCAGUCUCAGCGCAGGAUGGCGGCCGAAAGCCGUCAACUAGAUCGUGACAUGUCCGGACUCGAGUUGGACACUUCGAAAAUGUUCUCCGACGACCAAUCGAGCUACAAGAGCUAUGACGGCCGCGAGAGCUACGCCAGUCUUCCUCAGAGCCCAAUGUUAGACCUUCGGGUUGUUCGGAGCCCAGAGGGUGACGAUAUGGACGUCGUCCCCAUGGGCUACAAUCUCGGACACGACCUGGGAGAUUUCCUUAGAUGGGAGGCAGAACAUGCCUAUGCUGGUGAUUUUUACAGUUAAAGAGCUCAGGCGUUAUUUUGGGUUUGGGCUCUUUUUGAUUUUCGGCUUUUGAUUUUUCGAACAUUCAUGUCAUGAACAAGGCGCAUAUGUUUGCUGGGAAAUGCCAACUCACCUUUUCGAUCCCAUUUUUACUUCUCUCUUUUACUUGGAAUGAGGCCUAUGUCGGAAUUUUACCACACCAUUUACUGACCUAUCUCACCGUCAUUAUACCAUUUGUUCUUUCGGGCGUUGGAAGGUACACGCUCCAUACAAAAACAAUACUCGAUACAUUUUGGGGUAUGCGAAGCGCGGCGCUUGGAUUUUUUCAUUUUAUAAACAUCAUUGAAGCAUUUUGAUUUAGCCAACAUACGUCAUCUGUAUCUAGGUAUUCGUUACGCAGUGCAGAGACUUGGGAGGUAUGCUGAUGUCAACCGUUUUUACAUCGGGAAUUUAUGAGGGACACGGGCUAGGAUAAUUGGAGUUCAAUGUCAGGAGUUAUCGAGUU
Molecule: messenger RNA, 2835 nt
Organism: Annulohypoxylon truncatum
Lineage: Eukaryota; Fungi; Ascomycota; Sordariomycetes; Xylariales; Hypoxylaceae
Exons: 1
Coding region: 144-2351 (735 amino acids)
Source: RefSeq, a predicted model, not a curated record